This is a messenger RNA of Choloepus didactylus (southern two-toed sloth), 2227 nucleotides long. RefSeq names its product aminoacylase 3 (gene ACY3). The transcript has 6 exons. The record is from RefSeq and is a predicted model, not a curated record. Gene Ontology annotation, molecular function: aminoacylase activity; hydrolase activity, acting on ester bonds. NCBI's taxonomy places the organism in Eukaryota, Metazoa, Chordata, Mammalia, Pilosa, Megalonychidae. The coding region runs from base 719 to 1519 and encodes 266 amino acids.
GGGGGGAGCAGCUCCCAGCAGGGUCCUCGCCGGCCAUUCCCAGGAGAGAUCCGGUGGAGCACAGGGACAGCAAGGACAGGGCCUGGCUGCGGCCCCAGACUCAAGCGUGGGGGCCAGGGGUCAGUCCACCCCACCCACCCCCAGCUGCCGGCCAGCUCAGCAGAAACGCUUCCGGCCCGGGGAGCUCCAGGCCCAUAAAUAGCCACCCCGUCUAGGAGGCUCGACACCCAAAUCCUGGUGGCCCGGGAACCCCAGACCUGCCUUGGCCAGGUAACCCCCGCCCCCCAAAGCCCCCGUUCAGAGGAGCAGGCAGCAGGAGUCACCUGGAACCCAGACUCCACAGACGGCACGUGUGACACUCUCCACGCCCCACACUGUGCCUCGGUUUCCCCGUCUAUAAACUGGGAGCCGAAUCCUAUUCUUGUAGGGAGGGUGCCUUGGCAAAUCCAUCUCCCCGAAAGUCUGGGCCCCUUUUCUCACUUUGGAAUAACUCAUUCUCUCCAAAGGGGAGCAGGGAAACUGAUUCCCCAGAAGUCUGCUAGGAUGGGGGUGCCCCAGCUGGGCCACUGGGGGUGCAGCUGGGACACCACAAACAGGUCCCUGGGGAGGGGGCCUGGAAGGGAUUUAAGUCUCCCCCAUACUGCUGGCCACGAGCCAGCACCCUCUUGGCAGGCGGCUGCCCUGUGCCGGCUUGCACCCCUCCACCCACCCCCCAGGGAUGUGCUCCCUGCCUGUGCCCCGGGAGCCCCUGCGCCGCGUGGCCGUGACGGGGGGCACCCAUGGCAAUGAGAUGUCGGGCGUCUACCUGGCCCGGCACUGGCUGCGGGCCCCUGGGGAGCUCCAGAGACCCAGCUUCUCGGCUGUGCCCGUGCUGGCCAACCCGGAGGCCACCGCUGCCUGCCGCCGCUACGUGGGCCGUGACCUCAACCGCAGCUUCACCAGCACCUUCCUCACUGCCAGGGCAACCCCGGAUGACCCAUAUGAGGUGACCAGGGCCCGAGAGCUGAACCAGCUGCUGGGGCCCAAGGCCUCGGGCCGGGCCUUCGACUUCGUGCUGGACCUGCACAACACCACGGCCAACAUGGGCACCUGCCUCAUCGCCGAGGCCCCCCACAAUGUCUUUGCCAUGCACCUGUGCCGCCACCUGCAGCUGCAGAGCCCCGAGCUGCCCUGCCGGGUCUUCCUGUACCAGAUGCCGGGGGAGGAGAGCUUCACGGUGGACUCCGUGGCCAAGAACGGCAUGGCCCUGGAGCUGGGCCCCCAGCCUCAGGGCGUGCUCCGGGCCGACCUGUUCUCCCGGAUGAGGUCCCUGGUGGCCGCAGCUCUGGACUUCAUCGAGCUCUUCAACCAGGGCACGGCCUUUGAUGCCUUUGAGAUGGAAGCGUAUAGGACCGUGAGCCGCGUGGACUUCCCACGCACCCAGGACGGCGAUCUGGCGGGCACCGUGCACCCGCAGCUGCAGUGCCAUUGGGCACCGAAGUCCUCGUCUCCUUGGCAACGGUCCCUCAAGCCCCCCUAGCUGGUCUGGGCAGAGGGUUCAGAAGUGGCCCCGCUCUGUUGGCCCCACGUCAAAGCUCUGCCGCUAAGUGAAAUGACCAGCCAGAGCCCCUGCCUUUGUGACGGGCCCUCCGUGGGCCAGUGGGGUCCUCUCCUGUGACUGGAACUCACAUGGGGAUCCUCCAGUGCCAGAAAUGACCAGGUGAUGACGACCCUCUGCAGGGAUGGGUCUCUGUCUGAGGGGCGUUGUCUUACUGGUUGUGACAUUAUGGUGGAGAAGCACCAUCUUUUUAGCACUUAGAUUAGAGGGACCCAAGCCAGCCCCACCCAUUUGCCUUGCAGACGUUAAAUGAUAACAGUCCUUUUGGAUGAUUUCUCCCACAGUUUUAAAAUUUAUUUAAUAAACUUCCAUAUUGCAUUCGCUGUAUGCCAAACACUGUUCCAAGCCCUAUUUGCUCAUUCAGUUUAAACCUCAGAACAAUCAGAGAUGUUAUAAUCCCCAUUUUACAGAUGAGGAAGCUGAGAAGAGAGAGGGUAAGUGACUGGUCCAAGGUCACACAGCUAGUUAGGAUUUGAGCCCAGGCUUUAAUAUCCAUGCCUGUAACCACUGGGAUACCCAUCUGCAAUGACAAAAGUCUUUCCAAAGGUGUCCGGUGUCUUUGUUUCUAGACACAGAGCAGGCUGACAUCUCCCCAGACACCCUGACAGUCGAUGGAGGAAGGAAAGGAGU